AGAACGAAUGGCUCCAAGACCACUGCAUGCAAGUCGGGGACGCCUACCUGAUUGUCUACUCCAUCACAGACCGAGCGAGCUUUGAGAAGGCAUCUGAGCUGCGAAUCCAGCUCCGCAGGGCCCGGCAGACAGAGGACAUUCCUAUAAUUUUGGUUGGCAACAAAAGCGACUUAGUGCGGUGCCGGGAAGUGUCUGUAUCAGAAGGGAGAGCAUGUGCUGUGGUGUUCGACUGCAAGUUCAUCGAGACCUCUGCGGCUGUCCAGCACAACGUGAAAGAGCUGUUCGAGGGCAUCGUGCGGCAGGUCCGCCUCCGGCGGGACAGCAAGGAGAAGAACGAGCGGCGGCUGGCUUACCAGAAGAGGAGGGAGAGCAUCCCCAGGAAAGCCAGGCGCUUCUGGGGCAAGAUUGUGGCCAAAAACAACAAGAAUAUGGCCUUCAAGCUCAAGUCCAAAUCCUGCCAUGACCUCUCUGUGCUCUAGGCACCCAGAGUCACGCAGAUGUCCCCCCUAGUGGACAUCGCUGAUGGCCAUUGGGACCGAUAAUCUAUAUUAGAUUGGAUACUUAAGUAUUGUUAGAUGUGGCUUCCCCCAUUGCAGCUGGGAACUAAUGUGUUAGCCUCAUGGGCAACAUGAUGCAUGAGAAAUGAAAGAUCUUUGUAAAAAGUCAGUAUUUAUUUACAGGAAACGCCUGACCUUACUACUUGAACACCCAAGACUCAUUAGAGGAUGUGUUUGGUGUUCACAUGUGUUUCUUCUCUCCUUUGGUUGGCAGAGAAUUGAAGCUUAUGAAAGAAUGCCUAGAACGAGAACUUUUCAUCAUUAAAAUUUCGCCCAGUGUUCUGAUAUGUGACUUCAAGGCCGAUGGGUCAUAAACAAAUACAGGACAGCUGACAAGGGGUUUAUGCAAAGGAGGGAGGACUUUCUACAUACCUUAUACCUAUGGAGCUAGAAUCGUAGAACUGAACUCAUCAAAAUUGUGACUCUUAUUGCUCCUUCUAACUGUGAAAAGAAAUUGCUGGAAACUAAAGCUUAGCAAACAAUUUUUGUUCAAUGCCCACAGGGUCUUGUAGAAUUGGGAACUGAUACAUGUACCACCUAUAGGUUCAAAAAUUGUAACUUUACCUAUGUGUCUUACAGGUUUUUAUUUAGGGGAAAAUUAUUUGAAUCAAAUUCUACUUAGUCAAACAACCUUUUAUGUUUUAUUAUUUUUGCAGUCAUGGAGCCAUCAUAAAAAUAUUUCUAAAUCUGAAUUUAUUGAUAGCCUGGAGUAUAAAAUGUCAAUUUUAAAAAUAUAAUCACAGUCCGAAUUUUGAUAAAACCCAUAACAUAGAAACUUCUAGUACUUUGGGUUGACCCUCGUAUGCCACAGCUCUGCUCUAUUUAUUAUUAUUUUGCAAAAUAAUCAUUUUAACAUUUGAUAAAGCGUAUUUAUGAACACAUUUCUUAAUAAGAAAAAUGUCCAUUUUAUUACCAUUUUCUAUCUUUUUCAAAAUAUGCAAGUUUUUACCUAUAUGUCUUAUAAUAAAAGAAAUAAAAUCUUUG
This is a messenger RNA of Propithecus coquereli (Coquerel's sifaka), 1541 nucleotides long. RefSeq names its product GTP-binding protein GEM. The transcript has 2 exons. Gene Ontology annotation, cellular component: plasma membrane. Gene Ontology annotation, molecular function: calcium channel regulator activity; GTP binding; GTPase activity. Lineage: Eukaryota; Metazoa; Chordata; Mammalia; Primates; Indriidae. The record is from RefSeq and is a predicted model, not a curated record. Bases 27 to 479 code for a protein of 150 amino acids.